CAGGGAAGAGGGCCGCUGCCAUUUCCACUCGCGCUCUCCGCACUCCCCGCUUCCAGGGGGAAAGAAGAAGGAGAAGAAAGAGGAGGAGGAAAGCGGGGGAAAGAGGGAGGUUACACAGCGCCUGCCUGAGCCGAGGCGCUGGGCUGCCAAGACUCACACACCGCCUGCCGCCGCUCCAGUUGCUGCUGCUCCUGCUGCUUCUCCUCUGGGCAAGUGAGCGGAAAGAGAGCGAGAGGGAGCGAGACUGGAAACACAGCACCCCGUUCCCCUUCCUUCUCCCCCGAGGCUUUCCAUGGAGCAGGGAAAGAGCCUGAAGAAAGUGUGACCGAGAGCGGGGAAAGCGGGGCUCUUUAACUUUCCAGCUUCCCAUGCGCGGUUCCAAGCUCUUGGCUGCCUCCAGAUAACUUUGUGUCGGGAGGGAAAGCCCCAGACUUGCGAGAGGUGCCCAAAGGUGAGCCUCGGAGAAGAGAGAGGGAAGAAGAAAAGUUUCUCGGCUGGGGAUUUGCGCUUCCUUCCCCUCCAGCACCUGGGCCAUAGGCAAGGCAAGAAGGGGAGCCCGAGGCGAUGAUUUGGAAGCGGGGAGGCUUCGGCGGGGACCUGCUGUGCCUGCUGGCCCUCUUGCUGGGCUGCCGGGCCCGCCUGUACACCAACCACUGGGCGGUGCGGAUCGCCGGCGGGAUCCAAGAAGCCAACCGGAUCGCCAGCAAGUACGGCUACGUCAAUAUCGGACAGAUUGGAGCAUUGAAGGAUUACUACCACUUCUACCAUAGUAGAACGAUUAAAAGGUCAGUUCUCUCAAGUAGAGGUACUCACAGCUUCAUUUCAAUGGAACCAAAGGUGGAAUGGAUAGAGCAACAGGUUGUAAGAAUAAGGACAAAAAGGGAUUACAAACCUGGCAGCAUCCAGUCCAUGUAUUUUAAUGAUCCCAAAUGGCAAAGUAUGUGGUACAUGCACUGCAGUGAUAAUACAAACCUCUGUCAAUCAGAUAUGAACAUUGUCGGUGCAUGGAGGAGAGGCUACACUGGAAAGAACAUUGUGAUCACUAUCUUGGAUGAUGGCAUUGAGAGAAACCACCCAGACCUGAUGCAGAAUUAUGACCCAGAUGCCAGUUUUGAUGUCAAUGGUAAUGAUAUUGACCCCAUGCCUCGGUAUGAUGCCAGCAAUGAAAACAAGCAUGGAACCCGUUGUGCUGGAGAAGUGGCAGCUACAGCGAACAAUACACACUGUAUAGUUGGAAUUGCAUUUAAUGCCAGAAUUGGAGGAGUACGGAUGCUGGAUGGCGAUGUUACAGACAUGGUAGAAGCAAAGUCACUUAGCCUCAACCCCCAACACAUACACAUCUACAGUGCUAGCUGGGGUCCUGAUGAUGAUGGGAAGACAGUGGAUGGACCUGCUUCUUUAACACGCCAAGCCUUUGAGAAUGGUGUCAGAACGGGCCGAAACAACCUGGGAUCCAUCUAUGUUUGGGCAUCUGGAAAUGGUGGACGGAGUAAGGAUCAUUGUUCCUGUGAUGGCUAUACCAACAGCAUCUACACUAUCUCCAUCAGCAGCACGGCUGAAAGUGGGAGAAAACCUUGGUAUCUAGAAGAAUGUGCAUCUACACUAGCAACAACUUACAGCAGUGGAGAGUCCUAUGACAGGAAAAUAAUUACUACAGACCUAAGGCAACGUUGUACAGACAGCCAUACAGGGACUUCAGCUUCUGCACCUAUGGCUGCAGGAAUUAUUGCACUGGCACUGGAAGCAAAUCGAUUACUGACAUGGAGAGAUAUACAGCAUAUCAUUGUAAGGACUUCACGGGCAGGACAUUUGAUUGCUAAUGACUGGAAAACUAAUGCUGCUGGUUACAAGGUUAGCCACUUAUAUGGAUUUGGACUGAUGGAUGCUGAAGCCAUGGUUCUGGAAGCAGAAAAGUGGACAACAGUUCCUUCACAACAUGUGUGUGUUGAGAACACAGAUCGGCAAAUCAAAACAAUACGACCAGAUAAUAUUCGUAAUGGACCAGAUAAUGGGGUUCGCUCAAUAUAUGAAGCUACUGGCUGCGCGGAUAAUCCAAAUCACCAUGUAGUCUAUCUGGAGCAUGUUGUAGUGCGCAUCACUAUUACACAUCCCCGAAGGGGUGACUUGGCAAUUUAUUUGACUUCUCCUUCUGGAACAAGAUCACAACUCUUGACUAACAGGUUGUUUGACCAUUCCAUGGAGGGGUUUAAAAACUGGGAAUUCAUGACUACCCAUUGCUGGGGUGAAAAAGCAGCUGGUGAUUGGAUUUUGGAAAUCUAUGAUACUCCAUCACAGCUGAGAAAUGUCAAGACGCCAGGAAAAUUGAAGGAAUGGUCCUUAGUACUUUAUGGGACAUCCAUUCAGCCUUAUUCUCCAAGAAAUGAUUUCCCAAAAGCUGAACGAAUACGUUCAAGUCCAAUAGAAGAUCCUACGGAAGAUUAUGGAGCUGAUGAUUAUGCAGGUCCAUGCAAUGCAGAGUGUAGUAAAGUAGGAUGUGGUGGGCCAGGACCAGACCAUUGCAAUGACUGCCUACACUAUUACUACAAAUCUAAAAACAACACACGCAUCUGUGUUCCCAACUGUCCACCUGGUCACUACAGCGCAGACAAGAAACGUUGCAAAAAAUGUUCACCCAACUGUGAAACUUGUUUUGGAAGUCACAGUGAUCAAUGUAAUACCUGUAAACCAGGUUACUAUAUCAAUGAAGAGUCUAGGAGUUGUUUCACUAGCUGCCCAGAUGGAUUUUACCUGGAUAAUAAUAAGAUUGUCUGUCGUAAAUGCAGUGAAAACUGUAAGACAUGCACUGAAUUUCAAACCUGUACAGAAUGCAGACAUGGCCUAAGUUUACAAGGCUCCAGAUGUGUUAUCCGCUGUGAAGAAGGGAAAUAUUACAAUGGCAGGGACUGUGAACCAUGCCACCAUUCAUGUGCUUCUUGUGCAGGCCCAGGAGCUGAUGCUUGUCUAAAUUGCACAGAAGAAUAUCUUAUGGAAAACGGAAGAUGCGUGCUAGCUUGCAACAAUGGCUACUAUUUUGAUCAGUCGCUAGAAAAUGGAUACAAAAGUUGCAAAAGAUGUGAUAUCAACUGUUUGGGGUGCAGUGGUCCAGGAGAGAAAAAUUGUACAAGUUGUCCAAAUGGCUAUAUCUUAGAUACAGGUCUCUGUGUAGUUGGUCUAGUCUGUAAAGAUGGAGAAUAUAUUGAUCCUCUUGACCACUGUCAGUUCUGUGAAGCCUCCUGUUCUAAGUGCACAGGGCCAUCUUCAAAGGACUGUCUUGGCUGUGUUUCCACAAGAUUUUUGGAUGAUGGACGCUGUGUUCUUCAGUGCCCUAAAGGGAAAUUCGGAUUUAAAAAUCAGUGUCAUUCUUGCCAUCCGACCUGUAUGGAAUGCACAGGAAGUGAACUGAACAAAUGCACUGCUUGUGGGAAAGAUGAGCAAGGGAAUGCCCUUUUCCUGUAUCUGGGAGAAUGCAAAGAGAGCUGCCCUGAGGGCCAUUAUCCUUCGGAGAAGGACAGGACUUGCAUGCCUUGCUUUGAGCACUGCGAAGUGUGCCUCGAUCAGACCGAGUGUGAGAGAUGCUUUGAAGGAUACUACCUGCUUGAUAACACCUGCCAGAAGCACAACUGUGGAAAAGAUGAGGCAGAGGACCUUGAUUCAGAAGACUGUAUCCCUUGUGCAGACGGCUGCCUAUCCUGCAGUUUGGACGAUCCAAGGAUCUGCACAUCAUGUAUUCACAGUUAUUAUAUGUACAAUCAGCGAUGCUAUAGAAAUUGUCCUCAGAAUACCUACAAUGAUGAAAGCGCUCUCCUUUGCAUAGAAUGUCAACCAAAUUGCAGAAGUUGUGAUAAAUAUGAGUGCUUCUGGUGCAAAGAAGGUUUUUUUCUUCUAGAUGGGCAAUGUGUGAGUGAUUGUGGAGCUGGCUUCUACAGCGAUGAGGUCACAGAGGAAUGUGAACCAUGCCACAGGACCUGCACAACAUGCAAAGGGUUCAGCUACAACGAUUGCACUAGUUGCAAAGGAAUUUUACAGUUAUUCCAUGGAAAGUGUGUGAAUCCCAAAAACAAACAAGUAAAUGGAAAAUUCUGGAACGAGAGAAUGAAGCUGCUCAAUUCAAAUGGCUUGAGUUCUGCACAUUCGAAAGACCGCCUCUUGCCUUAUUUCCCAUCGCAAUCCUUACAGCCAGCCGAGAACGAUCUCUUGAUGGUACCGUCCAUGCACCAAAUCCGGGUGGAAAGGGCACUGAAAGAGGCGUUCUCGGUGGCUGCCCCACAGGUUCAGAUGCCUCUUCCCCUGGAAGUUCGCCAAAACCCAAACCUGAGAAUUGUCCGGAGGCAACUUACUUGGCUUCAACCAUGUGAUUCUUCGUGCAAAACCUGUGGAGAAACUGCCAACAUAUGCACUUCCUGCCCCAAAGAGAGAUUUCUUUCUGCUGGGUCUUGUGUCCAUGUUUGCCCACAAGGACACUUUGGCAAUGUGAAGACCAAACAAUGUGAGAAAUGUGCAGAUGGCUGUGAGAAAUGUACAAGACCUAGCUACUGUCUGAAGUGUUUGUCCGAUUCAGACAUGCCCCGCUAUUUGUUCAGAGGCAAAUGUUUGCACACGUGUCCCACCGGCUAUUUCGCUGAACAUGAGACUUGCCAAAUGUGCAGCAAAUCUUGCAAUACGUGUGAAGAAAAUGCCACCAGAUGCAUGUCGUGUGAGAGCCCUUUCCUUCUAGAACAAGGGGAAUGUAAACUCACAUGUUCAGAGAAUCACUUUGUUGUUGAUGGCAUCUGUAACCCUUGUCCUGAGAAGUGUCAGGAAUGCAUCCAAGGAAGCUUAUGUAAAGCAUGUAUUCCACCAUAUCAUCUGUACAAUGGGAACUGCUUACGGAACUGCCCGUCUGGCUUCUUUCCUGAUUCCAGCCGCUGUUUUGCCUGUCAUAAAGACUGCAAAGAAUGUGAUGGGCCAGAAUUUGAUGACUGCAUAGACUGUCCCACUGUUUUCUCCUAUGUGCUAUACAAUGGCAAAUGUUAUGAAGUAUGUCCAGAUGGCACGUAUUAUGAUGAAGAAAGUGGAAAAUGCCAAGAGUGCGACAGGACAUGUCGAACUUGUUCAUCCACCAUGUACUGCCUCACCUGUGUAGAGGGCCUCUCAAUGAUUGACACUGGCUUCUGCGCAAUGCCACAUUACUGCUCCAACACUGAAUACUAUGACGAACACAGCAAAAUGUGCAGAUCUUGUCACAAAAGUUGUUUGGAGUGUACAGGCCCUGCUGAAAAUGAGUGUCUCAGCUGUCCUGAAACUUGGCAUCUACUCAAUGCAACCUGUGUCGAAAUAUGUCCAGAUGGAUACUACUCAGACCAUGAUGAAAACAAGUGCUAUGCGUGCCACAGGACCUGUGAAACUUGCUAUGGAAAACACAGCACACAGUGCAUUUCCUGCCCACCCAGAUGGUACAAACAAGAAAAUGGAUGUGUGCAGAUUUGCACCAAUGGGUACUAUGCAAAUAAUGUUAUUGGAACUUGUGAGAGAUGUCACAAAACCUGCAAGGAAUGUCUGGGGCCUGCUCCUGCUGACUGUAUGUCCUGUGAUAAAAGUUUCUUCUUGUUGCAUUCAAGUAAUGAAUGCCAUGUCACCUGUCCUGAAUCUUACUAUGGGGACAAUGAUAAACAUACCUGUGAAAGGUGCCAUCCAACUUGUCUGACUUGCAAUGGAAAAGGACCAUUCAGCUGCACAUCCUGUGUAUGGAGUUAUCAGCUCAUUGCUGGCAUCUGCAACUCAGAAUGCUUACUGGGGAAAUACAAAAUCUCAGAGGACCCCCCGCAAUGUGAAAACUGCCAUGAAUCUUGUAUGGAAUGCAAGGGACCUGGACCCCUGAACUGCACUGUGUGUCACCUCAACAUGAAGCUGCUCUUGGAUCAGAAUCGUUGUGUCCCAUGCUGCAAGAGUUCCGAAGCGCAAACUCAGGAGUGUUGUGAUUGCAGUGAAAUGCAUGAUGAGUGUAUAUUACUCAGUGCUAACUUGUCAGAAGAAACAAAAGGCAAAGCUGUAGCUUUGGUUGUGGCCAUGCUCAUUUUGUUGUUCCUUACCACUGGAGCUGUUCUUUUCAUCUGGAGACGUUCACGUGUCAAACCCAAACCGAGCAACCAAGGUGGAUAUGAGAAGCUAUCAGAUAAUGCAAAGACACUAAGUUCUUUCAAAAGUAACCACUUCCAGGGAACCAGCUAUCAAGAAGAUCAAGUGAUUGAAUACAGGGACCGGGAUGCAGAUGAUGAUGAUGAUGACGAUGAUGAUAUCGUCUAUAUGGGUCAAGAUGGCACAGUCUAUCGCAAAUUUAAAUAUGGACUUCUAGAGGAUGAUGAAGUAGAUGAACUGGAAUAUGAUGAUGAAAGUUAUUCUUUUAGAUAAACUGCAUGCGCCAUUUGCUCUUUUUCUACCCAGUUUAAUAUAUUUCUGGAAAAUGAACUCCUUGUAAAUUUAGAAACCCAUCUGAAUGGAAAAAAACCAUUUACUAUAGAUUUCCAUUUGACAUAAUUUUUCUCCCUUGCCACUUGGCAAUUGGCUUUCAUUGUAUGUAUGUUUGGUAAUUAUAUUUAAACCAUUGUAUGCUUAGUAAAAGGUUGUCUAUGUAAACUCAAAAAUGUUUCAAAUAUUAGCCCAAAUCUUGUAGUUCCAGCUUUUGAGUGUCCAUUCAAUUGAUCCUAUUGAGCUACCAUAGUUGGGACUAAGCAACAGGAUUCCAAGGACAGUUUAAUGUAAUGCCCUAUCUAUAUUUAUUAACUUAUGUUAUAGGGUGUCACCAAGCAAAAUAUAUGAAUUGCAUUUGAAACUUACAUUUGCUUUGAAUUAAGACCACGAAAAGCUAGACAGAACUGCGUAGUUUUUAUUAACAUGUCUCUGUUUAACCAGUAUUCUCUCCAUGUUGUGUGUCAUACUGUUGCAACAAUGGAAUUUUUUAUGUGGCAAAAGAUACCCGAUUCCAGUAGGUUAAUAUUAUAGUAAACAUACAUGGCAACAGGUCAUUUUACACUUGCGUAUUUGAAACUUGAUGUUUGGAAUUCCCAGUCUGCAGCACAGAUGACCCCAGGAAAUGCUUUCAGAUCACUUAAUGCUUUUUCACAUUUGAUGGAGAAGCAGAACACAUUCAGCUGGAAGUCGCCAAAUAUUGAUAGUUUGCAUGAAUGCUAAAAAUUCAGAUUCUCAUUCAGCAGUCAAGAGGAAAUUGGAUCCUUCUGUUUUAUUUUUGAUUAAGAGCUAAAACUACUCUAAAACUAAAAAGUGCUUGAUCUAUGACUAGUGAAAACAACGGUAUUUCAUAUACCGUAUUAUGGUUUGAGAUUGGCCCAAUCCUAGAUCAUUCGAGGUUGAGCUUAAAAUCAAGUCAAGAUGAUCUUAGUCUAAAACUUUUCAGAGGAGAGGAGUACUUCACUCCAAGGCAUACUAUGCUUGUCUUUAUAUGGUUUGGUGUUAUAUGGAAAUUGCUUAGUAUUUUUGUGGGCUGAGGGUUACAUGUAAACACAGCCAUUGGAUGAAUACGGCACACAUAAUGUGCAAACCAGCUUCAAAAACAAUACCAUCAACUCUACCAUUAUUAACAGUAUUUUUAUGCUUAAGUAGUAUACCUAAGUGAAAUGAGUCUAAAUUAUGUAUGUGACUGUAUGCUUAUAGUUUGUUAUUCAUUUUGUGAAGAGUAUAUUUCCCCUUUAAGACUGCAUUUUCAACUUGAAUUGUUGUCCAACAUAGUAAAACUACCCGAGUUUCAAAAGGUUUACAUCUACUUAGGAAUCAGCCUCUUUGUUAUCAGUGGAGUCUACUAUGAGGUAAGUGCAGGGUUUGGAGAAGUUACUCAUUUGGGACUACAACUCUCCAAAUUUAGCCAGCAUUGCAGGAAGGGGUAUCCUGAAAGUUAUAGUCCAAAGUUAUGGCUGCAAUCUUCUUGAGGUCACUGCACAAUUAUCCAAACCCAUCCUUAUGUGUAGCCUUAGCUUGGAAGUCAGGUGUCUGAGGGCCCUUCCACACAGCCAUAUAACCCAGAAUAUCAAGGCAGAAAAUCCCACAACAUCUGCUUUGAACUGGUUUAUCUGAGUCCACACUGACAUAUAUUCCAGUUCAAAGCAGAUGUGGGAUUUGUUUUCAGCUGUGUGGAGGGGGCCUAAGAAACAAGAACAGAUGCAGCAGCAUUCUCUUCCCUUCAUUAUUGGCAUCUUUUACUUCUAUUAUCUAUCACAAUCACUUUUCCUUUUACUACUGGUUUGCUCUUCACUUCUGCCAGCAUAGUAACACUGCUGUGGGCCCAGUAUUUUGUUUCUUUCAGGUGUUUUGUCUGUGUGUGCAGAAUGUCAGUCUAAAGUAUAUUUCUCUUGCCAUCAUCAUAACAAUACUCCAUGGGAAUGUUUUACUAUGAUCACAACAGAUAGAAAGUAAAGGUAAAGCAGUUUGGAUUUUUAUGUCUGCUAGUUCUUGAAGCAUUCGGACUUCGUUUGAGCAGAUAUGGAUUUGCACUCAAGACAGAAAAAAACACAAUGGGAAAAAUGUGCUUAUUUCCCCAAUUCUUGGUGGAUUAGAAAACAGAAAGCAAGUGAACCAUCUAUUUACAUAAUAGCUGUAUGACACAUUCUCUGGAAUGUAGAUCUGUUCAUUCAUUUGUGAAUAUAUUAAACCUGUCAUAUCUGCAUUAAUAAAUAAAUCUUUUUACAAAAACA
This is a messenger RNA of Anolis carolinensis (green anole), 8681 nucleotides long. RefSeq names its product proprotein convertase subtilisin/kexin type 5 (gene pcsk5). Lineage: Eukaryota; Metazoa; Chordata; Lepidosauria; Squamata; Anolidae. The transcript is spliced from 38 exons. Gene Ontology annotation, biological process: peptide hormone processing. Bases 565 to 6387 code for a protein of 1940 amino acids. Gene Ontology annotation, cellular component: neuron projection; trans-Golgi network; Golgi membrane. Gene Ontology annotation, molecular function: serine-type endopeptidase activity. The record is from RefSeq and is a predicted model, not a curated record.